AUGGCCUCGAGCUCUGGUCUGACGCGACGAAGAGGCGGAGGAGGCGCCGCCGCCGCCACGGGCAAUGGCGAGGACGAAGGCAGCAGGGUCAGCUCACCGGCACCAAAGCGCAUCGACGACCGCACCCCAGAAACCUCAUACGAGAACUCCGAGAAUGGCCACAAGAUCGCAUUUGACCCGAGGGACAUUAGUGAGAGCGCAGAAAGGAGCAAGCAGCCCAAGUUGACGCUCAUGGAGGAGAUCAUCCUCAUGGGCCUGAAAGACAAGCAGGGAUACCUCUCGUUCUGGAACGACAACAUCUCCUACGCUUUACGAGGCUGUAUUGUUAUAGAGCUGGCUUUCAGGGGCCGUGUGAGCAUGCAGAAGGACUCGUCGCGGCGGCGGUUCCCUCUCGCAGACCGUGUCAUUGAGGUCAUUGACGACACGCUCACAGGGGAGGUUCUGCUGGAUGAGGCACUGAAGAUGAUGAAGGGCAGCGAGAAGAUGAGCGUCAAUUCAUGGAUCGAUCUCAUGAGUGGCGAGACAUGGAAUCUGAUGAAGAUUGGCUAUCAACUGAAGCAAGUCCGCGAACGGCUGUGCAAGGGCCUCGUCGACAAGGGCAUCCUGCGCACGGAGAAGAAGAACUUCCUGCUCUUCGACAUGGCAACACAUCCAGUCGCGGAUGGCGGCGCGAAGGAAGAGAUCAGGCGCCGCGUUCGAAACCUCCUCACGAACCGUACUGUCGUCCUUCCUGGCAGUCAGUUCCUCCCCGAAGAGCUCGAGUUCAGGGUGCUCAGGACAAUCACAAUGGUCUGCGCCGCAUACGCCGCAAACGUGCUUGAAAAUGCGUUGACGACGCUCGGACACGAGGCGCGAGAGCGGGCUUUCGCUCAAGUGGAUGAGCUGCUGGCAGAAUACUCACAAUGGCCGUUCGCAAGGCGAUCUGGUGGGCAACAGGGAGUGGGCGCGAAUUUGGGCUCGCUUAUCUCUGACGAAGUGAAUGGCUCCAAAGACAAGGAGCUGCAACUUGAGGUGGUUGCUGCCUGUUUGAGUGUAUUCACCAGGCUUGACUCGUUGCUCUAG
Parastagonospora nodorum SN15 is the source of this 1062-nucleotide messenger RNA. RefSeq lists its product as hypothetical. Gene Ontology annotation, biological process: Golgi organization; Golgi vesicle budding; retrograde vesicle-mediated transport, Golgi to endoplasmic reticulum. NCBI's taxonomy places the organism in Eukaryota, Fungi, Ascomycota, Dothideomycetes, Pleosporales, Phaeosphaeriaceae. The record is from RefSeq and is a predicted model, not a curated record. Gene Ontology annotation, molecular function: phosphatidylinositol-4-phosphate binding. The transcript is spliced from 4 exons. Gene Ontology annotation, cellular component: cytosol; Golgi cisterna; trans-Golgi network. Bases 1 to 1062 code for a protein of 353 amino acids.